This is a messenger RNA of Didymosphaeria variabile, 1206 nucleotides long. RefSeq lists its product as uncharacterized. The transcript has 3 exons. Bases 1 to 1206 code for a protein of 401 amino acids. Gene Ontology annotation, molecular function: dioxygenase activity. Lineage: Eukaryota; Fungi; Ascomycota; Dothideomycetes; Pleosporales; Didymosphaeriaceae. The record is from RefSeq and is a predicted model, not a curated record.
AUGGCACCUUCGGCCCCUUUCAAUCCACCGGCUGCCGACCUCCCAGGCAAGCCCUUUGUCCCAGAAUGGGUUCCACCACCCGUCACACAACAGAAAGAGAACUUCGCCGAAUUGAGCUCUAUCGAUCUUUCGUUGCUUGACUCAGAAGAUCCCGCUGUAGUCGACAGCCUUGUACAGCGGGUAAAGAGGGCUAUUCGCGAUGAAGGUUUCCUCUUCCUCGAGAAUUACGGCAUCUCGCUUGAGCAGCUACACCGGCAGUUCGCCAUUGCACAGUAUCUCUACCACAAUAUCAGUGAAGAAGACAAGGAACGGCUUCUGUUCGACCCUGAGACAGGUGUCUGGUCCGGAUAUAAGCACCCAUACGGUUUCAAGCGUCACCGAGGUCCUGCAGAUGGGAUCGAGCAGUUCAACUGGUACAAACCCGAUUGGGAAUCUCUCGAUCGCAGUCCCAGCUGCGUUCACCCUUUUAUGGACGAAAUCCGCGCCUUUUGCGAAUAUCUCACUGAAUCUGUCAACCGCCGGCUCCUGACCCUCUUCUCGCGCGUACUCGAACUACCUGACGACUACCUUUGGGAGAAUGUUCAGUCACACGGCAGCCCAACAGGCGAAGGUUACUUCCGUCAUGCUCUGUUCCGACCUGUACAGAAGUCUACCGAGGAAGCGUCCAAAGGUCUGCGCAUGCAUGGUCACACUGACUUCGGUCUGACGACGCUAUUGUUUAGCGUACCCAUCAGCUGCUUGCAGAUCUGGGGCCAAGAUGAGAAGUGGUACUACGUCCCGUACAAGCCUGGGGCACUAGUCAUCAACAUCGGCGACACGCUUGAGAUUGUAUCUGGCGGACACUUCAAAGCUACGCGUCACAGGGUGUUCAAGCCCCCUGUUGACCAGCUACAACAGGAAAGACUCUCUCUUGUUCUGUUCAAUAGCUCGUUGGGAGAAAUGCGCAUGUCCCCUGCCUACGACUCUCCUCUCAUCCAGCGCGAGGGCUGUGUCGAGGAACAAGGCAUUUACAAAGAGUUCAAGAAGCGAACUGCAGGUGGCGAGCUUGCUCCCACGAACAAACAAUGGCGUGAGAUACAGAUCUCGACUGCUACAGACCCGACGGAUACUGAGCAUAACCGCGUUGGCGUGCACCAGACAAUUAUCGAUGGGAAGUUGAUGCAUACCCGGGAGUACAUGGGCAUGAGGGUUGUGCUUCCGGUGUAG